AUAAAAUGGAAUAAUCUCUGUAUGUGAGUUCGUGGUUCGUAGACAAAAGAAAGAAAGUAUUGUGCUGUUACUAUGUGUACAAAAGCAAGUCGAUAAUAUAAUACCAGGCGAUACCAGACCAGCUACCAAAGGAAUAUCUGUUUGAACCAUUUUGUUAUCACUGAGAUUAGAGUAACCUGAGCAGCAAGUGAAAUCAUAUUCGUAGCCAGUCUGGAGUUGUUGCGUUUAUUGCAAUUUUUGCUACUUCUACAGCACCAAAGCGGGUUUGCUGCGUAUGGAAGUGUCUGUGUGAGGAUUCCGAGUUGCAAAGGAGGAGAGACCUGCGUGAAGACGGGUUGGCGUUUAUUUAUAGAACUGCCUUGCUCACUCGCAUGUUGCGAGUCAAAUUAUUGCAACGGUUACUAGAUAAUUGAACAAAGAACGCCAUGCAAGGCGUCUCCAUCAGCAGCAUGUUGGAAAUGCACCAUUAAUCGAAGCUGCUGGCAAUCCAUUACUCGAUUUCGAGCGUGCGUAUGUGAACGUAGUUUGUGUAUGUGUGUAUACAUGUGUGUGAAGGUGUUUGUAUUUGCCACAAGAGAAAAGAAACAUGCGAGAAUGCAACCAUUCGAGCGAUAAGCUUUUGUUGUUAGAAUAUGGUGGAAAAAGUGAUUGCAUCGGCGGUGCGCAGUAAAGAUUAUGAAGUAGAGCAAAAUACUAAAAGAAGAUUACAAUGAGCACCAGGUUUCGGCUGAAAAAGUGCAAUAAUGAUAGUUCCCUAUCUAGUCAUAGAUGUGUGCGCAGGCUGCUAAAAAGUGAAGGUCGCUAAACAAAUUGUAAAGCUAAAGUAAGCUGCAACGUUUGAGCUGUGGAGUGCAGUGGAAAGUGAAUAAAAAGGUCAUAAUUCUACCUUACAAUUAGCAAGAAAGUUAAAUGGUGAAAAAUCGACCAGGAAGUUAUGAAGUGAAAAGUAAAUGUUUGUAUUGCAUCUGUGUUUCUCAAGUUUUCUCAUUUUGUAAUAAGUGCCCGUAAAACAAAUAGAAGUGUGCCACGUAAGUUCCGUUCGUGUGCAUUAGUGCUAGGGGAAACUGUAGUUCACAUUAUAUCAAUAUGUUCUACAUUUCCUUUCAAUAAAAGUGUAAAAGUGGGUAGCAUAAUUGGUUUGCUAAGAGCGUUCUAAUGAUUAUCAGCUAAAUUGCGACAAAUAUUUUCUUGGUCUCAAUUGGGUUACUCUAAAAACUUGGAGAUGUACGCCAGUAAAAGCAUAACCGAUGGAUUACAACAGUGUUGACUAGUAUUCUUUGAUUUAACGGUGUGGAGCACGUUGAUCAGGGCAGAGUGAGGCAUUGUGCAAUAUUUAUGUACAGUGGCCACCAGGACGGUUUCCGCGGUGGAGGUGGUGUAAAACAACGGCCAUUUCGAGAACCAUACCGAACCGUAAGCGACGCAAAGAAAACGCUCGGUUUGAUGUGCACAGAAUGCCCAACACAAACGAAAGCUCGCAUUCCGGCACGACUACGACGGUGGCGGCGGCAGCUGCAGCAGCAAAUGCUGGGGAUGACCUCGGUAGCACAGACGAGGUGAAAGUAUUCAAGGACGAAGGUGAUCGUGAGGAUGAAAAGGCUUCGUCGGAAAAUUUACUCGAGGAAAAAUUUAAUCUGAUCGAUCUUACCGAAAGUGCUGAGAACUUGGUGAAGAAUUCGUCGGCUCGGCAGGACCUCAGCCCUUCUUCAUAUGCACCUGUUAGCCGUUCCGAGCCCACCCCAACUGGUAGCGGUACGGGUGCUGGGAGUGCCGGUACUAGCAGCGCCGGAAAACUAAAUUCACCGGACCAUUCGCCGGGCUUCAGCGGAAUGGGUUACCUUCCCCCGUAUCAGUAUUCGAGCGGAACAGCCAGCGCACUGCAGGCGGCCGGUUCAAUGGGCAAGGGUGCAUUGGGUUUAACGCAAUUUUUUUGCAACGAUGAUCCACUUUCUAACCCACCUCCCGCUCAUUGCGGUAUCCUGCCGUAUCAACUAGAUUCAAAAGCUAUCGGCCUUUCUGCAAGGCAGUCAUUGUACUCGUUUUCCACCAGCCAGUAUCCAUAUCCAUCGAUUCUAUCCUCCAACAUGUUGCCAGUACCGCCAUCAUGGCAUUCGCCUUCCAUGUACUCUACUGCACCUAGUUUCCGCAACUCAUAUCCUUCUUCGCUACAGAUCUACACCACGUUGGCUAGCGAUCUAUACUCGCGCUAUCAAUCCUCGCAGUCGCUGCUUAACUCGGUGCACUCACAUAACGUGCUUAAUCAGAGUCUGCAACAGGUGAAACAGGAAACGGGUCUGGUAGGAGCGGGUGGAAACGGUAUAGGACAAGAUUUAGGGAUUGGACACAACUACAGUGUUCGGCAGCACGUGCAUAGUCCGGGAAGCAAGUCCGCAGUUGUUGAUCUACCGCAGGAGUUAACGAAUCGCUUCGGUCGUGCCCAGAGUGUUGGGAGUACCGGCAGUGGUGGCGGUGGUGGAGGUAGUGUCGGUAGCGCAAUCGGCAACGGAGCUAGCAGUGGUGGAAGUAGCGGGAGCGGAACAUCCAGUGGAGGUUCGAAGAAAAAGUGUUCAUCCGAGCGAGGUCAUCAGCAACAGGUGCAGCCGCAGAACCAGCAACAACCAAACCGGCCACAUAUCAAGAAGCCUCUGAAUGCAUUCAUGUUGUACAUGAAAGAAAUGCGUGCGAAAGUUGUAGCUGAAUGUACGUUAAAGGAAUCUGCUGCAAUAAACCAGAUCCUUGGUCGAAAAUGGCAUUCCUUGUCACGAGAUGAACAGAGCGUGUACUACGACAAGGCGCGACAGGAACGUCAACUACACAUGGAAAUGUAUCCGGGAUGGACGGCUCGAGACAACUAUGGAUAUGGCUCGAAAAAGAAACGGAAAGCGAAAAAGAAGGACCAACUGGGCAGCGAACCACCCAGCAGGCGUAAGAAAAUCUGUAUACGUAACGAGGAAUCUGACAACUACGAUGGAUCGCGUAUGUCGGACGAGUACAUGGGAAGCUAUGGCACAGUGGUGUAAUAAAACACCUCUAACACACCCCCACCUUCCAUGCCCACAGGCCGUCACGAUGAUGCCUCUUUAGAGAACCGGGAGUACCGGCUGCCUAUCCCUAAUAGAAGUAGCACCGGCAAGAGCAACGCAUGACUGCGAAGCUUUACUCAAUAAGACUUCAAACGACACUUUGUAUAUGUGUAGGAAAUAUAAGCAUAAGAUAAAUGAUCGUGUGAAGUAGAGCGAAGCAAGGCAGCCUAACCCAACGAUAGUAAGAUGUCUUUGUAUGAAUUUACGCGGAGAUCGACAAAUGUUUCACUUACCUAAACCAUAUUAACGUACGCCAUCUGUGUGUAUAUCGAUCGACUCUUACGUUAAACUCACCGGAUUUCUUUUACUUUGUCGUACGAUUAUGCUAGGUAGAAAAGACCAUUGGCCAAAGAUAAUUUAAGCAGUAAUGAAGCGAUAUUCUAGAGAAUGCACAUGUUGCAAGUAAUUUAUGUGCAAUUAACAACUCAGAAUGCACUUUUAACAAAAGAUGUGGAUCAUGUACAGUGUGUACUAUUAAUUUCUGUUUUAAGAAAUUAUUACAAAAAUAGUUUAUAAAUGGUACUUAAUACGGUGCCGCAUUAAAACUGGAACUGUAUCAAAUGUAAAAGAAUGUGCAUUUUAGAAUUUGAACAAUAUGUAAAUGCAGUUUAGAUUCAAGAUGAUAAUGUUUUUCGGUUAUACCACCGACGUAGUCGAAUUAAUAUACCAGUACAGGGAAGCCAUCGAUGGCGCAAUAGAAAGGCUAUAUACACUUCUCUAAUUGUGUCUCUAAUGUUUGAUGCACAAGCCUUUCAGAGAGUUUGUCUUUUAUGAAAUAUUUCAUAAGAUGUUUCUCAUCCAGAAUGAAUUUUCGGUCAUUUGAUUUAAUCAUCAUACGAAAGUGUUUGUUGGCAACCAGCACAAAUAAGCUAUAGUCAAUCCAUAAGUCAAUAUCUUCUAAUGGGUAAUGGUUGCAGGCUAGAAUCUUUUUUACAUGCACACAAAGAUGAUUCCCAAUCAGGCUAGAAAGGAUCCUGCUUGAAUAUAAUUAUAUACAUACUAUAUAUAGAUAUACAUAAUAGGUAUUUUUAGCACGUAAGAGACAAAUAAAAAUGUGUAACAAUAUAGCUGAUAGUAAAAAGCCAAAAUGCGAGUAAUAGAACAUGUCAAUGUCAAAUUUCAAAUUGUUUAUGGCAUUUUAAAGCCUAGAUUGCAAUCGGAAGUAGUAGCAGGAGGUUUUAAAACAAUUUAUCGUUUUUGUAAUGGUUUAAUUUUAUUACAUUGCUUUGCAUUGAGAGUAUUCUAAUUGUUUUCUUAACAUCAAAAGUAUCAUUUUUACAUAUUGAUAGCAGGUUUCAAUCCAAUCUCAUUUGCAUCCAAGAGUAAUAUAAACGUGUUUUGUCUAUUUUGUAAAAAUAUUUUCCCCCCAUAAACAUAUCCAUUAUCUGCCGACACGCAGUUAAACAAUGCACAAUAAAAUUCAAUUCGCGCUUUUUGCUUGAGAUAACGUUAAUCGUUAUCACCUGCCAAUUUGGUAAGCGAACGCUUCAGCCAGAACUACGUUAAUUUGUUGGAGAGCGAAUAUUUCGUCAAAGUUGCAGUAGAUAAUUUUUUACAGAUAACGAGGGUGUCGAACUGCCUGUUCGAACUCACCUCUACUCGAUUAUAACCCAACAAUAGAUGAGACCGGAACAAGGCUAAUUAAAAACUUCCGUGGAACCAAGCCGGAGUCCUCUUUCCAUCAUUCAUUUUGAAUACAACCUUUCAAUGAUUACCGUUAGAGAAUAGUUCAGGUCGUUCUUCGCCUUCGCUCUUACGUGGGUGCUACAUGAUGGUCGUGCGCCAUUUUGCUCUCCUAAUUUGGUUGCCAAUCCCUCUGGUUUGCCGUGCUCCAGUUCGGUUGGAUGUUUUUUUGGUUUUCUAUUUUGUAUCAGACACAUAAUCCCUCAGAACCAGCAUUAAACCAGGGGUAAAAGUAAAAAUAUGUGUGUGUAUGUGCCAUGCCUCCGAAUCGGAUAUGAAAUGGUUUCAUUCAGUUCUAGUGCUACCGUUUGCAGCCAUUGGUAGUGUCAUCAUUAGAGCAUUUGCUAAUAAUCGGGUUGCAGUAUGGUCGGCCUGGGCUUGAAACGGACGUAAAUUGCGUCCCGUGGAUUGCGAGGGACAGAUGAAUUCAACCGAAGCUCUGGCUACACAGCAACUAGGGGAAAUUAAAUCGCGUCUUUUGCUGCCUUCGCGACUUGCCCUUUGCAUCGUCAUCAUCAGAAUCGGUUUUAGUGAAGAGUAAUACGCGCAAGAAGCUAUACCAUAGGUAUUGAUAAUAAAUAGAGAUGGAAACAUACCACUUAUUUAAAGCAAGAUGAGGAAAGAAUUGUAAGUAGUGUAAUGGGACAAUGAAUGAAUAAUUUUAAUCUUCUAAAUUAGAAUCUGUUGAGGGGAAACGUAUGUACUUUUCAGCGACGUACACAUUGCCGUGAAGUGACCAAAAAGCCAUAAUGUUAUGUGGUUCGGAAUCCAACUAUGGGAAUAUUUUUGAAUUAACAAGAGUUUUAAAUUUAUUUAAAUAAUUAAGCAGGCAUUAAAAGAAGUUUCGGGGCGUUAUAAUGUAAAAUGCAUGGAUCAAUGUGUGGGAUUUUUUAAAUCAUUACAUUAACAUGAAAAUAUAACAUAUUACAACGCUCGACAUAAUUACACCAUAUUUCAUUAUCUUCUAGUAUGAGAGGAAUGAAUUUGGUUUUAUCUCACUUACUGGCUGGUAAAAAAUAUUUCACAUUCAUUUUGACAAGCCAUUUCGUGUCGUGCAAUGAACAAUAUUAGAGAAUGUGAAAUAACACAAGUGUAUGAUGAGAGUAUUAUUUUCGUGAUGAAUUUACUUGCGAAUGAGUUAUUCAUAGAUGUGUCGUUUCGCAACGAGAGGGUUGCUGCUGCUGGUUUCCUUUCCGGGCAUAGGGCUUUACCCUACUUGUAGGGUUUCACAUACCGUGUCGACGUUCAUGCGACGUCGGAUCAAUGCAGGGGAUGGGUUUAAUCUUUAAAUGAUUCCAAGGAAUGAAGGGAAUCGGUGAGUGCAAUGUAUAUCUUACAUAUACAUACAGGGGCGAGCUCUGAAAAGGGCCAAAACAUAUUUACAAUAGAAAAGCAAACAAAAGCGGAAACUUCUAACAACAACAAUAACAACAACCACAGUGCUCCUUGCACUUCUGCGUAAGGCCACAUUGUAUCAUUUGAAACAAACAGAGCAAGCGAGAGUAAACUGUGUGUGGUAGGAGACACAGUGAAGGUUGUGAAAAAAGGAUGUAAAUAUAAUUGUAAACAAUAGUCUAGGCACAUUCGUGUACUCCUGUUGCCCUGCUUCGUUCUCGGUUCGCAAACACACGGGAACUGAUAGGUAACUUGGAUUUUUUAUCAUCCUUUCGCAUGAUGAUGGAGAAAUACUGCGGAAAGCCUAGCGUGCGGUAAAAUGUAAACCCUCUCUCCUGUUGUUGACGUUUUUGAACUGACGGCAGCAGAGAUGAUCACAUGUGCAGCCUCGUGUCCAAAAAGAAAAUAAAAGUGAGGGAUGAAUGUGUAAUCUGUUCUUCCGGUUGUAAAUGAAGUUAAACAUAAAUUGUGGCAUUGUUAGUAUCCAAUGAGAAUACAUUAAAAGUUCCUUCAAAAUGAAAAAAAAUACACCAGAAAUGCAUACAUCUAUACCGUAGGAGAGGAGAGGGGAAGGUACUGCAAAAGAAUUCUUCUUCUUUGGCACAACAACCGCUGUCGGUCAAGGCCUGCCAGUACCCACUAAUGAAGUGAGCUUGGCUUUCA
Messenger RNA from Anopheles merus, 6824 nucleotides. RefSeq names its product protein pangolin, isoforms A/H/I/S-like. Gene Ontology annotation, cellular component: beta-catenin-TCF complex. The record is from RefSeq and is a predicted model, not a curated record. Gene Ontology annotation, biological process: regulation of transcription by RNA polymerase II; canonical Wnt signaling pathway. Gene Ontology annotation, molecular function: DNA-binding transcription factor activity, RNA polymerase II-specific; RNA polymerase II cis-regulatory region sequence-specific DNA binding. Bases 1455 to 3020 code for a protein of 521 amino acids. The transcript has 4 exons. NCBI's taxonomy places the organism in Eukaryota, Metazoa, Arthropoda, Insecta, Diptera, Culicidae.